AUAGUGAAGGCGACCGACCGAAGUCGUUUCUCAUUUUUCUCUUUUGCAAUGAGCCUUUACAUGCCAUUAUUCAGAUCAUGCACAACUUUGAGACUCCUGACUCAACUCCACGCCCAUAUCUUGGUUACUGGCCUCCAUUAUGACAACCUUCCCUCUACAAAGCUCAUUGAAUCCUAUGCCCAGAUGGGCACACUUAAUUCUGCAAGACUUGUUUUUGAUACCUUCCGAAACCCAGAUUCCUUCAUGUGGGGUGUCCUGAUCAAGUGCUAUGUCUGGGACAACUUCUUUCAUGAAGCUCUUUCGCUCUACCACGAAAUGAUACACAAGCAGGCUUACAUUAGUAGCUUUGUGUUUCCUUCAGUUUUGAGGGCUUGUUCGGGUACUGGCGACUUGGGUUUUAGCGGAGAGGUUCAUGGAAGGAUAAUAAAGUGCGGCUUUGAUGAUGAUACUGUUAUUCAGACCUCACUCGUUAGUAUAUAUGGUGAAAGAGGAUGCCCGAAUGAUGCUAGGAAGGUGUUUGAUGAAAUGCCGGAAAGAGAUGUGGUUUCAUGGAGUUCCAUUAUUUCGAGCUACGUCAACAAUGGGCAGGCAAGGGAAGGGUUGGAGAUAUUUCAUUUGAUGGUCCUGGAAAGUGUCAGACUGGACCCAGUGUCAUUGCUUAGUGUGGCCGAGGCUUGUGCUGAGGUUGGCCACUUGAGAUUAGCAAGGUCGCUCCAUGCUCAAAUAGUGAGGAGAGGAAUUGAAUAUGAUGGUUCAUUGGCUAAUUCUUUAAUUGCAUUGUACAGUAAAUGUGGUGACUUGUGUACUGCAGAGAGGAUUUUUGUAUACUUGAGCAACCCAAGUACUAGUUCAUGGACAGCUUUAAUUUCCUGCUAUAAUCGAAGUGGGUUCUUCCAAGAAGCCGUAGAAGCUUUCCAUGAUAUGCUAAAUGCUGAAGUAGAACCCAAUUCUGUAACCAUGAUGGCCAUGGUUGGUUCCUGUGCUGGGAUGUGCUGGCUCAGAGAGGGGAAGUCAAUUCAUUGUCAUGUUAUUAGGAAAGAAAUAGACCCUGACUAUGACCUUUUAGGGCCAGCGUUGAUAGAAUUAUAUGCUGAGUGUGGGAAAUUAAAGUACUGUGAUAAAGUUCUUGACAUAUAUGGGCACAGAAAUAUUGUGUCAUGGAAUGUGCUUAUAUCAAUUUAUGCUCACAAAGGGUUGUCAAUGGAAGCAUUGGUGCUCUUUGUGCGAAUGCAGAUACAAGGACUAAUUCCAGACUCAUUUAGCCUAGCAAGUUCUCUUUCAGCUUGUGCAGAUGUUGGUUUAUUGGAGCUUGGAUGCCAGAUACAUGGUCAUAUUAUGAAAAGAGGACAUUCAGAUGAGUUUGUCAAGAAUUCACUAAUUGAUAUGUACUCAAAAUGUGGUUACAUGGGAUUAGCACAUAUGGUAUUUGAUGAGAUUAAACAGAAAAGUGUCAUAACAUGGAAUUCUAUGAUUUGUGGAUUUUCUCAAAAUGGUUAUUCAGUAAAAGCAAUUAGCAUCUUUGAUCAAAUGUUCUUAAGCUGUCUUGAGAUGAAUGAAGUGACCUUCCUAAGUGUGCUUCAAGCAUGCUCCAAUUUGGGUUAUCUUGAGAAGGGAAAAUGGGUUCAUCACAAGCUCAUUACAUCUGGUGUAAGAUAUAAUCUUUAUAUUGAUACAGCUUUAACUGACAUGUAUGCCAAGUGUGGAGACCUUCAAACAGCCCAAAGAGUUUUUGAUCACAUGCCAGAAAGGAGUGUGGUUUCAUGGAGUGUAAUGAUAGCUGGAUAUGGAGCGCAUGGUUGGAUACAUGUUGCAGUAUCACUCUUCAAUCGUAUGGUGGAAUCAGGAAUAAGUCCAAAUCAAGUUACCUUCAUGAAUAUUCUUUCUGCUUGUAGUCAUGCUGGAGUUGUGAAAGAAGGGAAGUCUUUUUUCAACUCGAUGAGGGAUUUUGGUGUUGAGCCUACUACAGAACACUAUGCUUGUAUGGUUGACCUUCUGAGUCGUGCAGGUGAUUUAAAUGAAGCAUAUAAAAUAAUCAAAGCAAUGCCAUUUCCUGCAGAUGCCAGUAUUUGGGCUGCUCUACUUAAUGGGUGUCGAAUACAUCAGAGGAUGGACAUGAUCAAAACUUUUGAAAGAGACUUUUCAGAUAUCCGUUCAGAUGAUACUGGAUUCUAUACUUUAUUAUCUAAUAUAUAUGCUGAAGAACGGAAGUGGAAUGAGUUUGGGAAGGUGAGAUCAAUAAUGAGAGGCAUGGGUCUUAGGAAGGUGCCUGGGUACAGCAUAAUAGAGGUUGAAAAGAGAGCUUACAGGUUUGGAGCUGGGGACACCUCUCUUCUGCAAAAAAUGGAAAUUCCCAGUUUCUUGCCUUGUGGCUGACCUUGUGGGAUUUUAAGACAUCUAUGAUAAUAUUUUAUUUGCCAAGAAAAAAUGGCUGAGUAG
Messenger RNA from Rubroshorea leprosula, 2436 nucleotides. The record is from the annotation of a GenBank genome assembly. NCBI's taxonomy places the organism in Eukaryota, Viridiplantae, Streptophyta, Magnoliopsida, Malvales, Dipterocarpaceae.